Messenger RNA from Chaetomium strumarium, 405 nucleotides. RefSeq lists its product as uncharacterized. Lineage: Eukaryota; Fungi; Ascomycota; Sordariomycetes; Sordariales; Chaetomiaceae. Bases 85 to 300 code for a protein of 71 amino acids. The record is from RefSeq and is a predicted model, not a curated record. The transcript has a single exon.
GCAUCGGGGCGUCCGCCGCACUGCUGGACAACAUGCGGUUCCGACGAUGCGCUGGCUAGCAGGAGAUGACGGCAACCUCACCAUAUGGCCUCGGCUAAGUUCUGCUUACGCCUACGACCUCUCCUGACGCAUACCCUGGGUCUCUCCGCAGGGCGGAAUGGGGCCGAUCCUGCGUCACUUGGAGUACCAAUCGACAGGAUCAUGGGUGGCAAGUCAGGAGAUCACGAAGCCUGGAGGCGUGUUCACACAGGCAAUGGCUUUGGUAGUCCUAGGUCUGGCAAGAUGACCACUAUUGACUGACAGGAUAGAUAGGAACAUGUAGCAAAUACCCUGAAAUUAAUGGACCGAUGCUUGCUACAACAAGUGUGUAUCCGAGGUGCCCAGGUCCGAACCUUUCCCACGCUG